Molecule: messenger RNA, 837 nt
Organism: Prunus armeniaca (apricot)
Lineage: Eukaryota; Viridiplantae; Streptophyta; Magnoliopsida; Rosales; Rosaceae
Source: the annotation of a GenBank genome assembly
AUGUUUAAGUCAUUUGAAACUUCUAAAAGUUUAACUUGGCAUGAUGAAAGUCGAAUAAAAGAUGGUCGAUUGCGUCAUCCAGCUGAUUCACCAUUGUGGAAGAUGGUAGAUCAUAUGUGGCCAGAUUUUGCAAGUGAGCCUAGAAACCUUAGGUUAGCCCUUUCAUCAGAUGGGAUAAACCCACACAGUUCUCUUAGUAGUAGAUAUAGUUGUUGGCCAGUAAUUUUGGUCACAUAUAACCUUCCUCUGGAGCUGUGCAUGAAGAGGAAGUUUAUGAUUUUAACGUUAUUAAUUUUUGGCCCUAGACAACCUGGCAAUGAUAUAGAUGUGUACUUGGAACCAUCGGUUGAGGAGUUAAGAACAUUGUGGGAUGGAGUGGAGGGAGUCUAUGAUGUUUUCCGACAACAGUCCUUCACCUUAAGAUCUGUACUUUUGUGGACAAUCAAUGAUUUUCCAGCUUAUGGUAAUCUGUCCGGGUGCACUACGAAAGGAUAUUAUGCAUGUCCAAUUUGCGGUGAGAAGACAUAUGCGGAAAGUGAAGAUUUUAAUGGUAAGGAAGAACUUGACCCGACACCAAAACCUUUAACCAGGGAACAAGUAUGGAAAGAAGUUGAGGCCAUAAACUAUGAGUGGGGGAAGAGAAUUGGGAAGCGGAAAGAUGAUGGUUGUACUAAGUGUUAUAAGAAGAGAUCAAUUUUCUUUGACCUUCCUUAUUGGAAAUCGUUGUAUGUUCGACAUUGCCUCAAUGUUAUGCACAUCGAGAAGAAUGUAUGCGAGAGUAUUUUUGGUACAUUGUUGAACAUUCUCGGAAAAACAAAAGAUGGGGUGGCAGCGUAA